This is a messenger RNA of Triticum dicoccoides, 627 nucleotides long. RefSeq names its product cysteine-rich and transmembrane domain-containing protein WIH1-like. Bases 114 to 308 code for a protein of 64 amino acids. Gene Ontology annotation, cellular component: plasma membrane. NCBI's taxonomy places the organism in Eukaryota, Viridiplantae, Streptophyta, Magnoliopsida, Poales, Poaceae. The record is from RefSeq and is a predicted model, not a curated record. The transcript is spliced from 3 exons.
GCUGGCGUGUAUAUAUAGAGGGUGCUGGAGUAGGAGACAGGUACCCAUCAGCUACUGAAUCCGAUCGACAGCACAGCACAGCAGAAGCAACUCGUGGCCAGGCGACAUACCUGAUGGAGAACAACAGGAGCAACCAGCAGGCUCCUCCACCGCCACCAGGGUACCCGACGGCGGCGGCGGAGCAAGGCCAGGCCGGCGGGAAGAAGGGCCGCCGGGCGAGCACCAAAUCCAGGGGCGAGAAGGGCUUCAUAGAGGGAUGCCUCGCCGCACUGUGCUGCUGCUGGAUCUGCGAGAUGUGCUGCGACUAACCGGCCGGCGACGGCGAGGCCGCUGCUGCCACAAGACCUCGGUGCUAUAGCACCCACGAGGAGGAGGAGCGUACGCGUAUACGGAGAGAGAAAUUGUUCCUAAUUUCAGUGCCCGUUGUUUUAGGUUCUAUACAUAUAUACUCCUAAGGUGAUGCACGCAUGAUCAGUACCAGUGUGAGAUAUCGAUUCAUGUAUCCGUGUUCGGUGCCAUAUUCAUGCACCUCGUCGUGUGUAAUUAUUCGGUGUGUACGAGACCGACGAUAUAUACUUACAAGUACUGUCUACUGUGAUUGAGUAUUUACUGAGGGUGCUUCCAGUG